This is a messenger RNA of Trichobilharzia regenti, 351 nucleotides long. The record is from the annotation of a GenBank genome assembly. Lineage: Eukaryota; Metazoa; Platyhelminthes; Trematoda; Strigeidida; Schistosomatidae.
AUGCUGUUCGCGUUAUUUGUUGUUUUACUUCUUACAAUAGUAGAGUCAAUUUCGUCUUUCAAUCACAUCAAGGUUACUGAGAAUAAUCACUUCGAUAAUAGCGGUAACUCGAAGAGUACCCUGUCUGACUUGUGUCAGAUAUGUCAAACAGCAGUCAAUUAUAUUCUAUCAGCUUUAGUAGAAUAUUUUCAAGUUCAUAAAAUUGAUGAUUACAUUGAAACAUUUUGCAAAAUAGCUGGAAGUUCUAAUGUAUCAUGCUCAGCUUUACUGGCAGAAUAUGUUUCAAAUGCUGCUGAAUUGAUUAAUUCCACAAACCCGAUUACACCAUGCCGAGCUCUGGAUAUGUGUUAA